Messenger RNA from Acomys russatus (golden spiny mouse), 1083 nucleotides. RefSeq names its product zinc finger protein 784 (gene Znf784). Bases 59 to 1030 code for a protein of 323 amino acids. Gene Ontology annotation, molecular function: DNA-binding transcription factor activity, RNA polymerase II-specific; RNA polymerase II transcription regulatory region sequence-specific DNA binding. Gene Ontology annotation, cellular component: nucleus. The transcript is spliced from 2 exons. Gene Ontology annotation, biological process: regulation of transcription by RNA polymerase II. NCBI's taxonomy places the organism in Eukaryota, Metazoa, Chordata, Mammalia, Rodentia, Muridae. The record is from RefSeq and is a predicted model, not a curated record.
CCGGGCCCCGCCCCUCGCGGAGCACUCAUUGGCCUUAGGGACGGGGCUUAGGUACAAGAUGGCUGCCGCGCGCCGGGACCCCCCGAUUCCGAGCUCAUCGACCCGGGAGUCGCCAUCUCCGGAGCUGCCGGACCUGGUCCUGGUGCCUGAUGAUGGCCACCCUGCCACACCCCCAAGUGACCUCAUCGAGAUCCAGGUGGUUAAAGUCACCGAUACCACAUCCGUCCCUGAGCCCCCAGAGCCGGGAUAUUUUCACUGUGCCCUGUGUCCCGCUGCCUUCCGCCUGGUCUCAGAGCUGCUGUUUCACGAACAUGGCCACUUGACUGGCGUGGAGGGGCUUGGGCAGGGUGGAGACCCUAGCCGUUGUCACGUGUGUGGCCACAGCUGUCCAGGUCCUGCUAGCCUUCGUGCCCACUACAGCUUGCACACUGGAGAGCGGCCUUACCGCUGCCCACUCUGCCCACGGGCUUUUAAGGCCUUGGCACCUCUGCUAAGGCACCAGCACCGACAUGGGGCGGAGCCAGGCACCUCUGGAAGGCUUCCACCCGCAGCAUCAACCGGACAGCCAAACCCAAGGAUGGCCCAGGAGAGGUCAGAGGUGAUGAUGGCUGCAGCGGCUGCGGGGGCCGUGGUAGGCAAGCCUUUCGCCUGCAGGUUCUGUGCCAAGCCUUUCCGCCGCUCCUCAGACAUGCGAGACCACGAGCGGGUGCACACAGGGGAGCGGCCCUACCACUGUGGCAUCUGUGGCAAGGGCUUCACGCAGUCCUCUGUGCUGAGCGGUCACGCCCGCAUCCACACUGGGGAGCGCCCCUUCCGCUGCACGCUCUGCGACCGCACCUUUAAUAACUCCUCCAACUUUCGCAAGCACCAGCGCACCCACAUCCAUGGACCAGGGCCUGGGGUGGGAGAGUCUGGAGGCCUACUGAGAUCAUCUUCGGUGGCCCGAGAAUCAGGGAGUAAGUGUGGGACAGAGAACACUACGGAAGAGUGUAGAGAGACUGUGAAGGCGAAUGUGAGGGUUAACCAGUAGGCUGGGAAGUAGGCAACAUAUUGUAGGGGAGGUGGGUGGGGAAAGAGAGGCAG